AUGGACCUCUUCUCAGGCAAUGGCGGUGUCUCUCGGGCCAUUCACUCCAUGGGAUUUAAGUCAAAGUUUUGGGACAUCAAGCACGGCAGCGCCCAUGAUCUCACUGAUAACUCUGUCAUUGACCGCAUCAUCCGUGAAAUCCGAAAGGGCAAGGUUCUGGCGUGCAUGAUGGCCCCUGUUUGCACAAGCUUCAGCGUUGCCAGAGACAGAACUCAGGUGAUUCGCAGCAGACGAUUCCCUUGGGGCAUUCCCUCACGUUUUCUUAGUGAGAAAGAGAUCGCCGAUAUUCGUCUGGGGAACGCCUGUUUCCGCAGUUGUUUUCGCAUUUUGCAAGCCUUGGAUGAACACCGAGUGCCUUACAUCCUCGAGAACCCCGACACCUCUAAGGCCUGGUACUUGCCGCAGAUGCGUCGUCAGUUGGCGCUGCCCUGGGCUAAGUACAUUCGGAGUGACUUCUGCUGUUUCGGCACCCCUUGGCGAAAAAGAACAGGUUUUCUCUGUGGGCACGUCCCCUGCGAGGAUCUCACACGGCUCUCCAAAGUUUGCAGCUCAGUGAACCACACCUGUGACUUGACUGGCAAGAAGCAUGUGCGCUUGACAGGGAAUCGCCAUGGGAUCCCUUUGACAAAGUGGGCAGAGCCGUACCCGCAAAGGUUGUGCACUGCGUUGGCAUUUGCUUUGACCGCCCAGCAACAUACGAGCCUGGCUUCCAGAUUUCAGUAA
Symbiodinium sp. CCMP2456 is the source of this 723-nucleotide messenger RNA. Lineage: Eukaryota; Dinophyceae; Suessiales; Symbiodiniaceae. The record is from the annotation of a GenBank genome assembly.